Messenger RNA from Carassius carassius (crucian carp), 3620 nucleotides. Its product is annotated as protein zer-1 homolog. Bases 240 to 2564 code for a protein of 774 amino acids. Gene Ontology annotation, molecular function: protein binding. The transcript is spliced from 17 exons. Gene Ontology annotation, cellular component: Cul2-RING ubiquitin ligase complex. NCBI's taxonomy places the organism in Eukaryota, Metazoa, Chordata, Actinopteri, Cypriniformes, Cyprinidae. The record is from RefSeq and is a predicted model, not a curated record.
CUGAACAGGAAGUGAGCGUGUUGGCGCACAGGUGACCCGGAUGUAGCGCAUGUUGUGUUGACAUCAGAGCAGCGGCGAUCAUCAUCAUCAGAUAAUGUUCACAUUUCUGCGAUUCUAGUGCGUCGAAGCGGCGCGUCAGUCGUUCUGCGAGCGUCAGGUGCAGCAGCUUCUCUCUCUUCAUGUGUGUGUCCUGAGUCUCGGUGUGUGUCGUGUUGUUGUUCUGAGUGAUCGAGGUCAUCAUGGCCAGUAAAGCGGGAGACGACCCGGACAGCCUGAUGUCUCUGUGCACCAUCUUCUGCCUGAAGAACCUGCGGAGAACCAUGUGCUGCAGUGAAGGAGAGCAGGACCGGCUCCAGCUGCGGCCGGACGUGUUCCUGCCCGGCGAGAUCUGUGACCGGCUGGUGAACGUGUACAUGGAUCUGGUCCACACUGACAGUGACUUCGAGCCGCAGGACGGCUUCUUCCAGCUCUUCAGUGACCCGCGCAGCACCAGACUGACCCGUCUGCAGCUGAGGGAGGAUCUGGUGCUGGACAGAGACCUGGAGGCCAUCAGGAAACAGGAUCUGAUGGAGCUUCAGCUGAGUUUCUGCAGUCGUCUGACGUCUCGAGGCCUGCGGACGCUCUACAGCUUCAGACACUCGCUCCGGUCUCUCAGUCUGUUCGGCUGCUCCAGAGUGUUCUUCAGGAAGAGCGGCGCUCCGCUGGGGGCCAGCGAGGACCAGGAUGAGGAUCAGGAGGAGCGUCUGCAGCAGAACACUGUGGAUCUGGACUUCAGCUUCCAGGGCUUCGAGCGUCUGCGUGUGCUGAAUCUGGCCGGUCUGCCGGCGGAGCUGGACGUGGAGACACUGCUGCGGCCGCUGACCUCUCUGACCUCUCUGGACCUGUCUGCUGUCCAUCUGCCCCGGCCGGUCUUCCUCACGCACUGGAAGCACAGACUGGCGUCGCUGGUGCUGUAUAACGUGGAGCUGACGGAGGAGCUGAUCCACACACUGCUGCAGAUGAGCAGACUCAGACAUCUGGAUAUCUCUCGAGAGAAUCAGAGAACGUCUAAAUUCAAGAUGACGAGGAAGAUCUUGAGCAGUAUCGUUCAGAGUCUGGUCAAUCUGGUGUCUCUGGACAUCUCUGGACACAUCAUGCUGGAUAACUGCACGGUGCCGGCGUUUGAGGACGCUGUGGGCCGGCCGAGCAUAGAGCCGUGUAAGAGCAGCAUUUACCCGCUUCAGGAGCUGAAGAGAUCGCUGCAGUUCUUAGGACUGUACAACACAACACUCUGCAACGUCACACACAUCCCUGCACAUAAGGUCACAGGUUCCAAGAACGAGGAUCAGAUCCUGAACGCUAUCGAGGCGUACACAGAACAGCGACCCGAGCUGGCCCACCGAGCCAUUAACCAGCUGUUCGACAUCGCCCGGAUUCAGCACUGCAGCCAGCUGCUGCGAGCACUGCAGCUGGUGAUCACAGCGCUGAAGACUCAUAAAUAUGACAAGAGCAUUCAGGUGACGGGUAGCGCCGCUCUGUUUUACCUCACCAACACCGAGUACCGCAGUGAGCAGAGCGUGCGUCUGCGCAGACAGGUCAUACAGGUGGUGCUCAACGGCAUGGAGCAGUACCAGGAGGUGACGGUCCAGAGGAACUGCUGUCUGACGCUCUGUAACUUCAGUAUUCCUGAGGAGCUGGAGUUCCAGUAUCACAGAGUCAAUCUGCUGCUGCUGAAGAUCCUGGAGCCGGCGCGUCAGGACGAGUCCAUCCAGCGCAUCGCCGUCCAUCUGUGUAACGCUCUCGUCUGUCAGGUCGACAACGACCACAAAGAAGCCGUCGGCAAGAUGGGAUUCGUCAAGACGAUGCUGAAUCUGAUCCAGAAGAAGCUGCAGGACAGAAUGUGUGAUCAGGUGAUGGAGUUCUCGUGGAGUGCGCUCUGGAACAUCACAGACGAGACGCCUGAUAACUGUCAGAUGUUCCUGGAGUGUAAUGGCAUGAAUCUCUUCCUGGAGUGUCUGAAGGAGUUUCCUGAUAAGCAGGAGCUGCACCGUAACAUGCUGGGGCUGCUGGGUAAUGUGGCUGAAGUGAAGGCGCUGAGGCCGCAGCUGCUGACCAAGCAGUUCAUCACAGUGUUCAGUGAGCUGCUGGACAGUAAAGCGGACGGCAUCGAGGUGUCCUAUAAUGCCUGUGGAGUCCUGGCACACAUCAUGUUCGACGGGUCGGACGUCUGGACCAUGGAGGAGCCCAGCAGGUCACAUGUCAUGGACAAGAUGUGGGCAGCCAUCCAGAGCUGGGACGUCACCUCGCGGCGCAACAUCAACUACAGGUCGUUCGAGCCCAUCCUGCGUCUCCUCCCUCAGAGCUGUGCUCCGGUCAGUCAGCACUGGGCCACCUGGGCGCUCUAUAACCUGGUGUCUGUUUACCCGAGUAAAUACUGCCCUCUGUUGAUAAAGGAGGGUGGCGUCAUUCUGCUGCAGAAAGUUCUAGAGCUGGAGUCCUCUCAUCAGGAGACCAAAGACAUGGCACGUAAAGUGAUGGAGCAGUGUGAGAACUUCCAGGAGGAUCCGAUGGACACCAGCAGGUAAAGACAGACGGUCACCAGCGCUGGACGUCCAUCUGAUGUGAUCGUGAUGUUCCUCACUGACACUGACGGCACAGAAACACCUGUGUGUUCAUGAGGAGGACGCUACGCUGCUCUCCUACAACACACGUGUGUCACGUCACACUACAGUGAGCUCACGAGUGUGUGUGUGUGUGUGUGUGUGUGUGUGUGUGUGAGAGAGGACGUUCUGCUCGUGUCUUUAUAAGGAACUUUAUCUGUCUGGAGGCAGAGGGAUGGACGUGUAAGCUCGACUGAGUCUUCUCAAGGGUCCAGGAUGGAUCCUCUGUUCUCGUUAGGAAGCACGUUCUCGUCUGGAUGUUUUAGUCUCUGUAAACACUCCCGGUUGGGAAUCUCUGGAGGUCCAGCGGAGAACUCAAUCACACAUCUGACAUUAAAACAAUUCUCUUUUGGGGAGCUCAUCAUUCUUCUUAUGUUGUAUUUGAAAUCAUAUUUACACUUUAUUUGCAAUCUCAUGUUGAACGUGAUCGACUGGCAGCGGGAUCAGAUGAUGAUGAUGAUGGUGGUUAAUCAGGUGAUCUUUGACCUGUGUUUCCCGCAGGUUUGUGCUGUUUAAUGAGGCACAUGUUUUUCUACACGAUUCUGAACUGCAAUAAAACCAUGAUGUACUGAAGUAAGAUGUCCACACAACACUGGGUGUAAAGAGAGAUUAAUAAUAAUUAUAAUAAUAGUUGUCCAACACUCUGUUCCAGUGGUUAUUUCUCACAGAUGAUGAUGAUUGUCAUGAUAUGAUCUCGGUUCAUCAGGUGUGUAUGUGAUUAUGAUCUUCACCUUCUGAGUUUAAACAGACUCCUGGUGUGGGAACAGUUUAAGAUAUUUUAAUAUUUCAGUUCGACAGAAGUUUUUCCAAACUGAUUUUAAAGGUUUAAAAUCUUUUACUUGUGGGAAAAUGUUGGAUAUGGUUUUUGCUCAUUUGUAUAAAGGCAUCUGUUGAAAAGAGAAAAUGUAAGGCUUUGAUUCAUGUCUGGAUCUCUGUAAAGUGAAGAUAUCGAACCGAAUUAAAGGUGGAUCUGGACUCGAA